Anneissia japonica is the source of this 2197-nucleotide messenger RNA. RefSeq lists its product as uncharacterized. The coding region runs from base 1424 to 2197 and encodes 257 amino acids. The transcript is spliced from 3 exons. The record is from RefSeq and is a predicted model, not a curated record. Lineage: Eukaryota; Metazoa; Echinodermata; Crinoidea; Comatulida; Comatulidae.
CUCACUUUCCUUUUUAUGCAAUAAUUGUUAUAAACUGUCCGUGAUGAUGCUCCAGAUGAAAGAAUUGUUUAACAUAGAAGAUUAUUUAUUUUUAAAGAAAGUUAACAAAAAAAUCAAAAAGGUAGCGAGGUAACGUUAGAUUCUCUAAAAGUAUAUUUAUUUAUUAUAACACAAAAGUUAUGAAGAAUAAAUAUGGUUCAUUCUUGAUAUGAAAAUAUAUAUAUGAACACAUAGCAAUGCAUGCCUGAUUUUACAAAUUAUUAUUUUGUCAAAAACAGGGCUAAUGAUUUUAAUCACUCAAUCAAUGGAUUUAUAAGGCGCAUAAUACAGCUGUCUCCAGGUAUGCGCCAAUAAACAAUAAAAGAGGAUUGUGAAUUUAACGUAUGAAUGAAUAAAUAACCAUUGUGGCCGGAAAAGAUAGUAUGCACCAGUCGACCGAAUCUACCUCCUGGUUAAGUAAUCAAUUUCUGCAUGGAGGUAUAAAGUUUGUUUCAGUAUAAUAGCCUUUGAUAAUACAGGAAAUAUUGUGAACAGCACAGUACACCUUCAUUUCCUGUAUUAUCAAAGGGUAUAAAGUUGCAGUAUAAUAUAGCCUUUGAUAAUACAGGAAAUAUUGUGAACAGCACAGAACACGCUUCAUUUCAAUGCUAAAAAAUUAUUCACAUUAUUUCCUGAUAGAGAUUAAAAUCAUAAUAAUUGCAUUUUAAAUUCAAAAUAUGUAUGUUAUAUCAAGAAAAUAAAGGAAUCCGCUACACCAUAGGCCUAGUGUUUUUUUCAAAAACUAUAAUUAGGCCUAUAAAGAGUAACCCCAUCUUACCCUACACAUUCAGAGCCCUCUUAAAUAAAUUAAAAAAAAGUGAUACUUUGAAGACUACUCCUUAGUCGUGAGAAAAAAUUAUUUGCUGUCGCAGGAUUUGAACCCAGGGCCCCGUGAUUGGAAUACAAGCAUAUUAACCGCCAACCUACAUCUCCACUACAACUCCACUAUUGGAGCUAAUGUUAUGUCUAUGGUGCGUCCAAGUGGCGGGGAAAUAUGGCACUCUCUAACUUAAAUUUUGAUGCAAUUUUCUUUAUUCACCCAUUUUUAUUUUAGAAAAAUGGAGGGUGGGCCGAUUGUUCCCCUUCCAACCUUAAAUCGGCCUCGGCCAAUGUGUUUUGUGGCGGUUAAUGAUGGAUUUAAUUUACGUCAGUUCCGCUUUGGUUUAAGAGAGGCCUACAUGCAAUUGGUAGUUCAGAGUCGACCAUACAAGACCCUGGAGGCGGUGAUGCUCUUAACGAAUUAUUGGUUACGGGCAUACAUUUAUUAGAACGAUCAGGGGAAUUGUUGCAAAAUCCAGCAUCUGUAGUCCUACAUGAAUUUGGUAGCUCAGAGACGGCCAUACAAGACCCUGGAGGCAGGGAUGGUCUUAACGAAUCAUUGGUCAUGGGCAUAUAUGUAUUAGAAAGAUCAGAGGAAUUCUUGCAAUAUCCAACAUCUGUAGUCCUACAGGAAUUUGGUAGCUCAGAGACGGUCAUACAAGACUCAGGAGGCGGGGAUGCUCUUAAUGAAUUAUUGGUCAUGGGCAUAAUAUAUGUAUUAGAAAGAUCAGAGGAAUUAUUGCAAAAUCCAGCAUCCGUAGUCCUACAGGAAUUUGGUAGCUCAGAGACGGUCAUACAAGACCCUGGAGGCGGGGAUGCUCUUAACGAAUUAUUUGUCAUGGGCAUAUACGUAUUAGAAGUAUCAAAGGAAUUGUUGAAAAAUCCAGCAUCUGUAGUUCUACAGGAAUUUGGUAGUUCAGAGACGGCCAUACAAGACCCUGGAGGCGGGGAUGCUCUUAACGAAUUAUUGGUUACGGACAUAUAUACAUUAGAAAGAUCAGAGGAAUUGUUGCAAAAUCCAGCAUCUGUAGUUCUACAGGAAUUUGGUAGUUCAGAGACGGCCAUACAAGACCCUGGAGGCGGGGAUGCUCUUAACGAAUUAUUGGUUACGGACAUAUAUACAUUAGAAAGAUCAGAGGAAUUGUUGCAAAAUCCAACAUCUGUAGUUCUACAGGAAUUUGGUAGCUCAGAGACGGCCAUACAAGACCCUGGAGGCGGGGAUGCUCCUAACGAAUUAUUGAAAUUCCGUAAUAAGCAAGACCGUAUAUACUCGCGUACAAUGCGACCCGAGUAUAGGACGACUCCUGAGUUUUUUCUUCCCGAGAAGAUUUUUGGUUGA